AUGGCACCGGAGCAAACUCCCCAACUUUCUCACAGGAGGAGUGCUCCCCAACCUUGGAGGACCUUACAGGCCUCGAUCCGGGCAGACAUCCAGGCGCUGCGGGACGACAUUCAGGGCCUUAAUGACCUUGUGGGACGCAUUGAGGCAACCUGCGACCAACUCAGGUCAGCCCACAUUCAAGUAGGCGACAACUUGGCACAGCAUGCGGAUUACCUCCGAGGCCUGGCGCUACAUGUGGAAGACAGACAACCGGGGUAGGUGAAACAACUUGCGGCUGCGAGGCCUCCCCGAGGUUGAAACCGACCCGGCACACCUACAAUCCAUCCUACAGGAGAUCUUUAACAACUUGCUCCGCCGGGACACAACCUUGCCUAUGGCAUUCGUCUGAGCCCAUCUUGCCCUAAAUCCGAGGGGACCCCCAGAUGCACCGCCGCGGGAUGUGGUGUGUUGUAUGGAAGUGUUUCAAGAGAAGGAAGGAGGCCGAUACUCUCCAGUACAGGCAGGCUGAGCUGGAAUUGUAUCCGGACCUGUCCCCGGCCACGCUGCGUUACAGAUGGGUGCUACUGCCUCUAACCAGCACCCUACAGUCCAAAGACUGUAUCGGUAUCGAUGGCUGUUCCCGAUAGGCCUGUCUGUGAACAGGUAGCCCAGUGGUAGUUCGCACCCACGCGGACUUCAUGCAUUUGGAGUCUAUGAUAGCUUCACCGGAGGUGGCCAGACUCAAUUGAGUUUUACUUACCCGAUCCGAUGAGACCAGUGGCUUUACCCCAGAGAGACCGGAGGACCCGCAUUGCGACGACCCGAGUUGCUGGACCUGCACCUUGAACUAGGCAAGAGAGAAUUCUUUAAUUGGCUAUCCUCGCCGGCGUGGUCGUGUCUGCGGACCUGUUCCUGCAAGCCGCUGAGUAGUGCUGGACUCUCCCAACCUUACUUCUGUCUGGCCCCCAACUCUUAGCGUCUCUUAUUCUUCCUUCUGCUCCCUUUCUUUAUCUUCCCCUCUCUUCCUCUUUCCCCUUCUCUCCCCCUCUCCACUCUCUCUCUCCCCCCUAGUAUUCUCUAUCUAUGCCUCCCCCUCCUUCUCUCUCCCCCUUUCACUCUUUCUCUCCCCCCACCCCACCCUCCUUACCAUCCUAUUCGGAUCAGGUCCCAGAUAACACUGCAUGACACUAUUCUACACUCAGCCAAGACUCUGUGAAGUGCCUAAAUGAAAAAAAUCUCAGGAAGUGAAGUGCCUAGACACAUCUUUGACCAACGAUCUAGGACUGCACCUGUAGGACACGAAGACCUACUAGAGGAAGCUCUCAUGGACCUUGCUCAUACUACUGCCCUGGACACCGCCCAACACCCAGAAGGCGACUUGACCAAUCCUGACCCAGCAAAGAAUGGUGUCGUGAGUAUCCCGGUGCCCCAGGCGGCAACGAGUCAUCCAUAGGGUGACUAUUCUUAAAAAAAAAAUUUAAAUUUUUUUUUUCUCGCACCUAACUCACAUUACCACACAUUGAGUAUGGAAUGACUUCCAAUUUUGCUAGCAUUCGAUUAGAUUUUUCUUCACGGACCCAUUUACGUUACAUGUCAUGGUGUACGUUGGCUCUAUAGUUUAUUUUAGGAGUGAUGACGGAUGGACCACGCCCUAGUAUUGCUAACCCUAUCCUCCCCUUUAUUCAGACCUUGGUCUACUCAUUGCGACUUAAUGAGACUCUCCUUUCUGACCCGCUCCUCCUUAAAGACACAACCACCAUCCUGACACAAUACUUUAACGAAAAUGUGACGUCUGACGUUACAGCCCCAGUGGUAUGGGAGGCCUACAAGUGCACCAUUACAGGAUUUUUUAUAGCUAGCGGCACAGUUUUGAAAAAACACAGGGAAGCGGAAAUUAGUGAGCUCACUAAUCAAAUUCAAAAACAGGAAACGGCACAUAAGGCGAACCAAAAUUUGACCACCUUCAAGGAAUUGGUCAACCUGAGACACAAACUAGCUACUCACCUUCACCACCAUCUGCAGUGAUCCCUGCAUAUUUCUUUGUUAAUAGCGAUAAAUGUGACAAACUGCUUGCUUGCAUUCCCAAUAAAGAGAGAAAUAUGUCAUGUAUAGCCUGUCUACGGCAUACCCAAGGCCGACCACAGUGACUACCUGACAGAAUACCCGUAGUGGCAUGUGGAUACUUUACUAAACUGUCAAAAACAACAAUACCAGACUCGCCACGGAAUGAACUGGGGUCGGAGUCUAUACGUGCGUAUCUCAGGGACAAUGUCCACUCGAAAUUAACAACAGAGGCGAUUGAAGCAUUUGAAGCUCCCUUGACAACGGAGGAAUUGGCGGCAGUGGUCAAAGCCAUGAAACCAGGCAAGAGCCUAGGCUCACGGUACGUUACUAUGAGCUGUUCAUGGUCAUAUUGUUCCCACAUUUCCUGGAGGCGUUCAAUUCGCUCACCCAGGGUCAGUGAAUCCCCUCCCAGACACUGACGGCUAACAUCACACUGAUACCCAAGGAGGGCAUGAACUGGCAAAUCUCCCUUUUGAAUUGCGACUUAAAGUUAUUCGCUAAAAUCUUGGCUACCAGGCUGUUACCCUACCUGCCUAUGCUGGUAAAACCGGACCAAGUGGGCUUUGUUCCUCACCGCGAAGCUAGAGAUAAUACUGCAAGAGUACUGGUGCCGAUUCAUCAGGUCCAGAGGACUGGGGAGGACCUUCUACUACUAUCCGCAGAUGCAGAGAAGGCCUUCGACAGAGUGAGCUGGGACUUCCUCGUUCGCACUCUUCAGGCACUGGGAAUUGGACCCAAGAUGUACACCUGGAUCACAGUGUUGUAUGAUAACCCCACGGCAAGUGUCUGUAUCAACAGGGCUUUCACCGACCCAUUCGAGAUCCACAGUGGCACCACAAUGCUGUCACAGCUGCUCUUUGUCCUUGCCCUUGAGCCGUUCCUCCAGGCUGUGAGACACAACCCCGACAUCAAAGGACUCAGAGUGGGACCCACGUCGCAUAAGGUGGGCGCAAAUCCGGAUGACCUGAAAUUCUUUGUUUCCUUGCCAGAGACGACCAUCCCCAAUAUAAUGCAGGAGUUUGAUCGCUGUGAGAAGAUCUCCCAAACUUAAACCUCUUAGUGAGCUUAUAGAUAGCGCACACCACACUUCUCUUCAGAGAUUGAGGAAUGAACAACUGAAACAGUUCACAAACCGCAUCCCACAAAAACCCAACUUGGUUAGGGCACUGACCCUGUUUGAAACUCUAGGUGAUGACCCAGGCCCACUAUUGCAUGCGGUAUCUUAUCUAUAUUCAUUACUGUUACAAAAUAGAAACCUCCCAUCUCUCCCGUACAUGGUAAUGGGGAAACUUUCACAGACCAGCAAUGGGGAAAGAUUUCUGACCUAAUACAUCACUGCGCACUAGCCAGUAAGACUCAGGAGACAGCCUAUAAUAUUUUGUCUUUAUGGUAUAGGACCCCACAGGCUCUAAGGUAUUUUAAUUCAGCUCUGGGAGACUAUUGUUGGCGCUGUGGGGCCGGCACUGGAAUGUUCCUGCACAUUUGGUGCACACUCUGGCCCUCCAGAUGUUGCUGAACUACAACUCCCACAAUUCUAUGAAUUAAAUAGAUAGGCUGAGAAUCAUGGGAGUUGUAGUUCAGCAACAUCUGGAGGGCCGGAGUUUGGGGAAGCCUGCCCUAGGGUAACACCUUUUUGGCAGGCAAUAGGUGAAAUCUUAAACAAAUUCUCUGACAACCCGCCCCCUUUACGACUGGCCCCCUACCUCUUACAGCACACUACCACGCCAACAACGGCAUACAAAAAAUCCAUGACGGUUAGUAUAUUCAAUACUGCAAAACAAGUGCUGCCUCUGUUCUGGAAAAAAGACAUACCCCCUCCCUUGACAGUGUGGUUUGAUAAGAUGGAGGACCUCCGACGACUGGAGGAACUGACGUUUGCGGCACAAGACUGCUAUCAGACUUAUAUGGACAUAUGGACGCACUGGCUGACGGUCGUUUACCAAGCUGACUUCCAGAGACUGCUGAUGUAUGGACAUCGGAUGGGACUCUAG
Pelobates cultripes (western spadefoot toad) is the source of this 4034-nucleotide messenger RNA. NCBI's taxonomy places the organism in Eukaryota, Metazoa, Chordata, Amphibia, Anura, Pelobatidae. The record is from the annotation of a GenBank genome assembly.